GCUUUGGCAGAAGAACGUGUGUAUCAUGCCCAAGGAUACUUGUUACUUUGGUAAAUGAAAAAAAUGAAGCAUACGUUAUGCAUAUAUUCAUGCUCUUAGCAUUCUAUUCUCGUGACGUGAUGUUUCUGUCGGGAACACUGACAAAAACGCGCUUCAUCUCCACUUUACUUGCCUCAAAACCAUUCCAAAACUAUCCAUUAUAAACUACCAUUUCCUUGUUACUCUUAUUGCUCCCUUUAUACAAAUGGAAAAGCUUUGUGAAUUUUUGGCCACUCUUGUGUUCCUUGGUAUAUUGUUUCAUGGAGAAAUGGUAUCUGCUUUGAGGACUAAAGAUGGAUCAGAAGAAUGGGGCUAUGUACAAGUCAGACCCAAAGCUCACAUGUUUUGGUGGCUAUACAGAAGCCCCUACAGAGUGGACAGUCCAUCCAAGCCAUGGCCAAUUAUUCUCUGGUUGCAGGGAGGACCUGGAUCUUCAGGAGUUGGGUUUGGAAACUUUAAAGAGAUUGGUCCUUUGGAUGCUAAUUUGAAGCCAAGGAAUUUCACAUGGUUGAGGAAAGCAGAUCUGCUAUUUGUGGACAAUCCAGUUGGAACUGGCUACAGUUUUGUGGAGGAUUCUAGGCUCUUAGUUAAAACAGAUAAGGAAGCAGCCACUGACUUGACUACAUUGAUAACUAAGUUGUUCAACAGUGAUCAUAGCCUCCAAAAGAGUCCUCUCUUCAUUGUGGCAGAGUCUUACGGUGGAAAAUUUGCUGUCACUCUUGGAUUAUCUGUUACCAAAGCUAUUCAAAAAAGAAAAUUAAAGCUUAAACUCGGAGGUGUGGUGUUAGGAGACAGCUGGAUCUCCCCUGAAGAUUUUGUGUUUUCAUGGGGGCCCUUACUUAAAGACCUCUCAAGACUUGACGACAAGGGGCUGCAAAUAUCAAACAGUAUCGCUGAGAGGAUCAAGCAACAACUUAAGGCUGGUCAAUUUGUUAAUGCAACCAAUUCAUGGAGUGAACUUGAAUAUGUAAUUAGCAUUAACAGCAACUCUGUGGAUUUCUAUAAUUUUCUGCUGGAUUCUGGAAGUGAUUCAGCAACCGUAUCCGCAAUGAAGCUGAAAUUAUUCAAAGAAAUAUCAAUGAGGGGAUACUCCAAGCAUCUUACUUCAACUAGAUAUUCUCCUGGUGUUAGUGGUGAUCUUUACAGCUUAUUAAAUGGUGUCAUAAGGAAGAAGUUGAAGAUCAUUCCUGAAAAAAUUAGAUGGUUUGAGCAAUCAGAUAAUGUUUUCACAAAUCUUGAAGGCGAUUUUAUGAAGCCAAGAAUUGCUGAGGUUGAUAAGCUGCUAGCUCUUGGGGUCAAUGUGACUGUGUACAAUGGACAAGUCGAUCUCAUUUGUGCAACCAAGGGAACAGAAGCUUGGCUUAAGAAACUAAAAUGGGCAGGGCUUCCAAACUUUUUGGGGAAAGACAGAACCCCCAUCUUCUGUGGAAGUGACAGAAAGACCAAAGGCUUUUUCAAGUCAUAUAAAAACCUAAACUUCUAUUGGAUCCUUGGAGCUGGCCAUUUUGUACCUACUGAUCAGCCUUGCAUAGCACUAAACAUGGUGGGUGCAAUUACACAGUCACCUGCGGUUUGAAGCUAGUUAUAUUAAAUCAUAUAGAAUAAGUAAAAUUGACUACUACAAGUGAUUAAUAAAGAGAACCACAGAAAAAUCAGAAGGAAAGAGUUCACAAUCAAACUAUAACGGAAUCAAACAAAGAAUAGUGAGAACUUCAGGGAAGAUGCCAUGAAAUGUUAACAUAUGUUAACAGAUUUUAACAUGCAUGUACAAUAUCGAUCAUUCUAUACUUAUGGGAUUACUAUGUGUUUUUUCUUCCUUAUGAAGUUUCGCCAUUUCUUUA
Messenger RNA from Glycine soja, 1880 nucleotides. RefSeq names its product serine carboxypeptidase-like 51. The record is from RefSeq and is a predicted model, not a curated record. Gene Ontology annotation, molecular function: serine-type carboxypeptidase activity. Bases 245 to 1615 code for a protein of 456 amino acids. Gene Ontology annotation, biological process: proteolysis. The transcript has 13 exons. NCBI's taxonomy places the organism in Eukaryota, Viridiplantae, Streptophyta, Magnoliopsida, Fabales, Fabaceae.